Messenger RNA from Histoplasma mississippiense, 2070 nucleotides. RefSeq lists its product with no specific name. NCBI's taxonomy places the organism in Eukaryota, Fungi, Ascomycota, Eurotiomycetes, Onygenales, Ajellomycetaceae. Gene Ontology annotation, molecular function: identical protein binding; ubiquitin binding; cytoskeletal protein binding. Bases 1 to 2070 code for a protein of 689 amino acids. Gene Ontology annotation, cellular component: nucleus. The transcript has 3 exons. Gene Ontology annotation, biological process: actin cortical patch assembly; regulation of actin filament polymerization. The record is from RefSeq and is a predicted model, not a curated record.
AUGGGAUUUUUAGGGGUCUACAUUGCGGUGUAUGAUUAUACGCCGCAGGCAGAAAAUGAGCUGGAAAUCAAGGAAGGGGAUUUGCUAUAUGUGAUGGACAAGAGCGUCGAGGACGAUUGGUGGAAGGCGAAGAAAAAGGCCGCUGAGGAUGAUGAGGAAGAACCUGUUGGAUUGGUGCCGAAUAAUUAUGUUGAGGAGGCGCAACCGAUCAGCAAAGCAAAGGCACUCUAUGAUUAUACCCGCCAAACCGAUGAAGAGGUGUCUUUUGCGGAACAAGUUGAACUCGUUGUCUACGACACAUCGGACCCAGAUUGGACCUUAGUAGGCGUUAACAAUGAUUUUGGCUUUGCGCCCGCCAACUACAUUGAGAUAACAGAGGAAUUUCUGGCCAAAGAAGCUUCCUCUGCACCCCCCCAUUCAUUGCCUACAAAAUCAGCUGAGACAGAGUCCGAGGGAGCAUUAACCCCAGCAUCUCAUUCCAGUGCGGAUGCAAGUCCUGCGGCUGCGUUAGCUGGUAUCCUCCACAAAAGCCAGCCAUCGAUAUCGGAACAGUCUCGGCCGGUUCCCUCUCCUCAAGCUCCUCAACCAGCCCACCAACCAACAUUCACACCGGAGGAAUCUGACGGAGAAGAUGCAACACCCCCACCGGCUCUUCCGCGACGUCCUCCAUCUCAGCAGAAUACUCCAUCUUCUCAGUUACCUUCUCCGCGCGAUCCCUCUCCACCGCGCCCAAAACAUGCCCCUCUCAGGGACGAGGAACCCUACGGCGUCCAGCCAUCUCCACCUUACAGAUCCGGGGAGUUCAAUCCUGACCAGCGGUCUGCGAUUUCGCCCUCUGGAUACCAUCUUUAUAACAUUAGCGAAAUGGUUUCUGUAAUGGGAAAAAGGAAAAAAAUGCCGACAACUCUCGGAAUAAAUAUCAACACCGGAACGAUUUUUAUUUCGCCGGAGAAGUCUAUUGAUGGACCACACCAGGAGUGGACAGCGGAUAAACUCACACACUACUCAAUCGAAGGGAAGCACGUAUUCAUGGAUCUUAUUCGACCCAGCAAAAGUGUCGAUUUUCAUGCCGGCGCAAAAGAUACCGCAAACGAAAUUGUUUCUGCACUAGGCGAGAUUGCUGGCGGAUAUAGAGCUGAAGGACUUAGAGAAGUAAUUGCUGCUGGUACCGGAGGUGCUCGGAAAAAAGGCCAGGUAUUAUAUGAUUUUAUGGCUCAGGGCGACGAUGAAGUCACUGUUGCCGUGGGUGACGAAGUUAUUAUACUAGAUGACAGCAAGUCAGACGAGUGGUGGAUGGUGAGGCGCCUGAAGACCGGCAGGGAAGGGGUCGUUCCUAGCAGCUAUGUGGAGCUUACAGGCGUAGUGAGCACAGACGAACCUAGCAGAAAGGGCACAAACGCAGGACUUUCCACUGUUGAACAGAACCGACUUGAGGAAUCGCGUUUGACAAAAGAGACGGCGCGGAAAUCAAAGAGCCAUGAUUCUAGUAACUCGCGUGGCGGAGAGGUAGGCCCAGGCAUACAGCUUCCUGAGAGAGGUAGUAGUUUGUUUCCCAGAGAAAGUAGUAACCAUCGUUCACAGCGUCAGAAGCGUGAUAGCCGGUCGAAACCAAAACCAGACCCUUUGAAAACACGAAAGUGGACCGAUAGAACUGGAACCUUCACUGUUGUAGCUGAGUUUAUCGGGCUUGCCGAGGGUAAAAUCCAUCUUCAUAAGCAGAAUGGUGUGAAAAUCGCCGUUCCUGUAUCGAAAAUGUCUGUGGAUGACCUUGAAUAUGUUGAGCAAGUCACGGGCCAAUCUCUCGACGAAGACAAGCCACUUUCCGACAUCCGACGUCGAAGUCGCCUUAACGACGCCGGGAAAGUUGGUGCGAGUGUGAAAUCUUCCGAUUAUGACUGGUUUGACUUUUUCCUGAAGGCCGGCGUCGGGCCUCACCAGUGCGAACGGUACUCCCAUAACUUUAACAAGGGAUUCCAUGGACGAGAGUGUUUUACCAGAUAUCACCACAGAGACACUACGCACAUUAGGCUUGAAGGAGGGAGAUAUUCUGCGAGUAAUGAAAUACCUUGA